CCUGCUGCCAUCAGCGCGCCCUCCUUGGGCAAUCAAAAUACUGACUAACCAAAAGCUCUUAGUGUCGCACCACAAUCAAAAUGGGGCCUCUGGUCACUGAGGAACAGUCAUCACGUAUCUUAUUUGUAACGAACUUACAUUUGUACUAUUUCAUUUUAUGUGGACUAUUUUGUCCUUAGCAAUCUGUGGGUGGAAUACUGGCGGUGGCUAGCGGUUGUGACCUCUCCAUGUCGGUGGCUGUUGUGACUGGAGCCAAUCGUAUCCCGGGCAUCGGUUAUGAGAUCGCACGGGGAUUGGCUCAUCGACUCCCAGAAGGAAGUAGCGUGGUGUUGACUGCCAGAGUGCCGGAGAUGGGCACGGAGGCCAUCGAAACGCUCAAAGAAGAGGUCGGGAAACGAGUGGAAGUGCUGUUUCAUCAGCUUGACAUUGGAGAUGCAGCGUCAGUGGAAGAACUGCGUAAGUUCAUCUCAAGCAAGUUCGGAGCCAUUGAUGUGCUUGUGAACAAUGCAGGAUUAGCAUUUCCUUUGUCAGACCCCACACCGUUCAAAGAUCAGGCAAGACAGAGUAUCGACGUAAACUAUUACGGCACAAAACGCAUGCUGACCAUUUUGCGGCCGCUCUUAAAGCCACACUCCCGGGCAGUCGGGAUCUCCUCUACUAUGGGUCAGUUGAGUUCCUGGUCUCAAUCCUUGCAAGAGCAGCUUUUGUCUGACUCGUUAACACUAGAAGGCUUGGAUACCAUUGCCGAAGACUUUGUGAAAGCAGCUCAAUUGGGACAACAUCGGGAGAAAGGCUUUCCUGGCUCCGCCUACGGAACCUCCAAGGCUCUGAUGACUCAAUUGCACCGUGUUUUGGCCAAAGAGGGCCCGCCUCCCGGCCUCCUGUGCUCAGUUUGUCCUGGGCUGUGCCGAACUUACAUGGCUACAGGUCGUGGCACCUUCAUGAGCAAUGUGCUUUGGCUGGCCUCUUUUGUGGUCGGCAGUUCCGCAGAAGGAGGUGCGGAUACGCCCCUUUGGCUUUGCACAGAGCUUCCUGAAGCGGAUUUUCCUACGCAUCAUGGCCGUUUCCUGCGAGGGCGCACGGUGAGCAGCUAUUGAUCUGUGAGUCGAACAUAGCGGUGCCAAAAGUGCUGACUUGAUCAGGACGAUGAUCUAAACAAGCUGAUACAAGCUGUUUGAAGCUUUCACGAGAGAAAAGAGAAGACUGCAAGAGUCAAGAGUAGCUUUGCAUCACAAUGAUCAGGGACCAAUCCCUGUACCAAGGAUGUGGAAUACAAAGAUGUCACUGCCUUGGGCUCCGUUUCACGCUAGUCACUGGCAUGUCAGAAUUUGGGCUGGUAAUUGAGUUAGUUGCUAGCCAGCAUAUGUUAGAUGAGUGAUUCUUUCAAGUCAAUGGCGAUGGCUUCUACUGAAAGCUAUGAAACGCAGAC
Messenger RNA from Durusdinium trenchii, 1429 nucleotides. Lineage: Eukaryota; Dinophyceae; Suessiales; Symbiodiniaceae. The record is from the annotation of a GenBank genome assembly.